Molecule: messenger RNA, 1311 nt
Organism: Rhopalosiphum padi (bird cherry-oat aphid)
Lineage: Eukaryota; Metazoa; Arthropoda; Insecta; Hemiptera; Aphididae
Gene: Sh3beta
Product: SH3 domain-binding glutamic acid-rich protein homolog
Exons: 6
Coding region: 313-915 (200 amino acids)
Cellular component (GO): cytoplasm
Source: RefSeq, a predicted model, not a curated record
CGAUUCAACGGAGCGGUACGCAAGCGCGUCAGUUCAGUACCACAGUUGCAGAAUCCCUCCUCCGACCGCGCACUAUCGCCGAUUGUUGAUAACACGCUUUGAAUUUCUGAUAAAGAAAAACCAAGACUGCCGAGUUCACGACCGACAGACAAGUGACUACGUUCUGCCUUACACAAUAGUACAAUACGGCCGCGGUCCGCAGUCUUCCGCGAUACUUCUAUCCGCCACCUUGCGAUUUUAUCAGUCGCCCACACCGUCUCCGAGCACGAUACGGAAUACGCAACACGAAAUACAAUAAUAGAUCGUCCGAAAAUGGUGGUGAAAGUGUACAUGUCCGGUAUAUCGGGUAACAAGGAGGUAAAGAAACGCCAACAGAGGGUCACCAUGAUAUUGGAUAGCAAAAGCAUAUCAUACGACUUGGUAGACAUCACCGAACCAGGGAAAGAGGACGAGAAAGCAUACAUGCAAAACAACAGCAAGACCAAGGACGGUUCAAAAAAUGCUCUACCACCGCAGAUAUUCAACGACGAUGUUUAUUGCGGGGACUAUGAUGACUUUGACACGGCUAAUGAACUGGAUGAGUUGGACAAAUUUUUUGAUAUUUCUACUAAAAGUCCUCCUAAAGAAUUAAAUGGUUCAACUACCGUGGAAGAAGUUAAAGCAGAAAGUACAAAUGAAGUUAAUGAUUCAACUGAUGGAACUGUAAAAGAAAAUGUAAAUGAAGAACAACAAGAACCUUUGACUUCUGAUGCUGAAGAUAGUGAUAAUGAAUCGCUUGACACACAGAACAAAUUAAAAGAAACAACAAUAAGUCCAAAUUCCGUCCCACUUCCAGACGAAACAAAUGUAUUAUUGGAUAUCCCAGAAACUAAAAAAGAAUUGUUAUCAGAAACCGAAGAAGAAAUUGAAGAGUGAGAUUUUUUGUUACUCAAAAUUUAAUAAACCAAAAAUGUACAAAAUUACAAUAAUGUUUAAUUUGCUGCCUCUACUCUAACAAGUUUUUGAUUUAAUUUUAUUUAUUUAUUUAUUUUCUUUAACAAAAGUUACUAUAUAUUUUAGUUUUAAACUUCCAAGUAUUAGCCUUAUUAUUAUUAUUAUUAUUAUUAUUAUUUUAUUUAUGUUCAAUACCACUAUAAUUCCUUAAACAAAUAUUGAAUGCUUAAAUUUAUUUUAUGGUUGUCAUUUUUAUCCGUAACCACAUUUUAAUUAUAUGUAAUUAUUGGUUCAAAUUAAUUGAUUCGUCUUAAGAAUAUUAGAACAAUUUUUAAAUGUCAGUUGAUAUUACGCGAAUAAAUAAAUUAUUAUGCUUUA